Molecule: messenger RNA, 3047 nt
Organism: Amphiprion ocellaris (clown anemonefish)
Lineage: Eukaryota; Metazoa; Chordata; Actinopteri; Pomacentridae
Product: integrin-linked protein kinase
Exons: 13
Coding region: 303-1661 (452 amino acids)
Biological process (GO): integrin-mediated signaling pathway; protein phosphorylation; cell-matrix adhesion
Cellular component (GO): stress fiber; focal adhesion
Molecular function (GO): protein kinase activity; protein binding; ATP binding
Source: RefSeq, a predicted model, not a curated record
UGUCCCUGUGUCCCUCCGGUCAACGUUAGCACGUAAGCACGGCGGUGCUGAGGGUGUGGACGUCCCGCAGCUCUCCGUCCACCGGAGAAAACACACUUCUGCUCUGUCUUAACUCCUCUACACCACAACAGGCGAAUAUAUCAGGUUUGUGUGAGUGCCACUGAGCCUCUGUGAUUGUGUCCCUCGGUGUCCCAGAAGAGGGACUGAUGCUGGGCAGGACUCGCCUCAACCCCUGGGGUCGCCUCUUUCGUCUGUCCCAGUUUAGUUCUGCACCUUAAGAGAAGAAGACCGCAUCAGGAAAAAUGGACGAUAUCUUCACACAGUGCAGGGAAGGCAACGCAGUGGCAGUUCGCUUAUGGUUGGACAACACAGAGAAUGACCUCAAUCAAGGAGAUGACCACGGCUUCAGCCCUCUUCACUGGGCCUGCAGAGAGGGUCGCUCCAGUGUGGUGGACAUGCUCAUCAUGAGAGGAGCUCGCAUUAACGUCAUGAACCGGGGAGACGACACGCCUCUGCACCUGGCUGCCAGUCACGGACAUCGUGACAUUGUGGGAAAGCUGAUCCAGUGCAAAGCAGACACCAAUGCAGCCAAUGAACAUGGGAACACACCACUGCAUUAUGCCUGCUUCUGGGGCCAAGACCAAGUGGCUGAGGACCUUGUGACUAAUGGGGCUCAGGUGAGCAUCUGUAACAAAUAUGGGGAGACUCCCCUGGACAAAGCCAAACCUCACCUGCGUGAACUCCUCCGAGAAAAGGCUGAAAAACUGGGACAGAACUUAACUAAAAUCCCCUUCAAGGACACGUUCUGGAAAGGCACCACUAGAACUCGACCCCGCAAUGGCACUUUGAACAAACACGCAGGCAUUGACUACAAACAGCUUUCUCUACUUGCUAAAAUAAAUGAGAACCAGUCUGGAGAGUUGUGGCAAGGGCGCUGGCAAGGAAAUGAAAUUGUUGUUAAGGUACUAAAAGUUCGUGACUGGACCACUAGGAAAAGCAGAGACUUCAAUGAGGAAUAUCCCAAACUAAGGAUAUUUUCCCACCCGAAUGUCCUACCCAUGUUGGGAGCAUGUCAGUCUCCUCCCGCCCCUCACCCCAUCAUCAUCACACACUGGAUGCCGUAUGGCUCCCUCUACAACGUGCUGCAUGAAGGCACCAACGUUGUGGUGGACCAGACACAGGCGGUCAAAUUUGCUCUGGACAUUGCUUGUGGAAUGGCUUUCUUGCAUACACUUGAACCAAUGAUCCCUCGCCAUUAUCUCAACAGCAAGAGUGUAAUGAUAGAUGAAGACAUGACAGCGAGGAUCAGUAUGGCAGACGUCAAGUUCUCCUUCCAGUGUCCUGGCAGGAUGUACUCGCCUGCAUGGGUAGCCCCUGAGGCCCUGCAGAAGAAGCCAGAGGACAUCAAUCGUCGGUCAGCAGACAUGUGGAGCUUCGCCAUUCUGCUGUGGGAGCUGGUGACCAGAGAAGUGCCGUUUGCCGACCUCUCCAACAUGGAAAUAGGCAUGAAGGUUUCCUUGGAGGGUUUGAGGCCCACCAUCCCUCCUGGCAUCUCCCCACACAUUUGCAAGCUCAUGAAGAUAUGCAUGAACGAAGACCCAGCAAAGAGGCCUAAAUUUGACAUGAUUGUGCCAAUUCUGGAAAAAAUGCAGGACAAGUGAAAAAACCCCUCUCCAGCCCUCGUUGAUUGAACCGACGAAUAUACAGAUUUUUUUUUUUUUUUUUUACCCCAGAUAUGACUCUGAUAUGGUGGUGUGGUGCUUACCAGUAUUGCCUUAAACUCUUACUCUACAGCUACAUUCAACGCCACUGUAGCUUCUGCUUCUGAGACGAGUCCAGCAGCAGUCACUCCUUUUAUAUUGUUUUUUUUUCUUCUUUUUUUUCAAUGUGAUAUCAAGUUUUUAUUACUGUCUUUGUCAUUGAUCUGCUGAUACUGUCUCGAAGCUUAUAGUAUUGACUGUUCAUCUUCUGAACCGUAAUCACGUGGACUGAGUACAAUCUUCUUCAAAUGACCGAAUAGCCUGUGGAGGUCAGCAUGACAGUGUUGGAUUGCUCCAGUUAAUUUAAGGCCUUAUUUUAUCCAGAGAGGGCUCACCGUUAAAAAGUCACCUUCUAAAGUUACUGCUCUUUUUAUAUUGUUGGCUUGUAAUAAUAACAUAUUAACCCAAAGCUUGUCUUGUGGGGAAAAAAGGUUUGUUGUUAUAGGAGCAACAUACGACUGGGAAAGCAUGACGAAUGUCUGAAAAGGAGCAUUUAAACAUGUAAGAUAAUUAAUAAAACUUGAUCUAAGUGAGUGGUGCCCUUGAGUGUACGUACAAGUAGCAGUGUUGUACCGGUCAGCUUGGCUGUGUAGUGGUGAUGAGCUUAUCUUGAGCAUUGGUUCCUGAAUGUAUCCUGUACAACCUGCUGACAACAAUUUAAAACUGGCCUUAUAAACCUUCUUUCCGUGCCACAAUACUGUCAGUGUUGAUAUUGAAAGAUUACAUUCAUAAUGCAGCGCAAGAUUGUCGAUUCUCUCUUGGUUAUUGUGUUUAUGUAAUCUGCUAGAUUACUUUUAUUUGUUCAUUUAAUCUAGUUUAUUUUCAGUACUUUCCCCUCAGUUUUUUACUACAUAGUCUGAAUUGUUAUCUCUACAAUAGGCAGCCUCUGUCAACAUGUCUCAAAGUCUUCACAUGAUCUCAAAUGUUAUUUUCAUGUUGAAUACUGGAAAUCGCUGUAGUCCAGCAUGUAGUGGUUUGUUUUCCUUGUGAGGAAUGAAUACUGCAACCCACACUGUAAUUUAUUCAUGGAUAUCACAGGUACAGUUAAAAUUAGUUAUUGUUUUGGGUGUGACUGGGACAUUAAGGGGUGGAAUCAACAUUGUGCAAACUGUUGUUACUUGGUCCUGACUUUAUAUCGAUCUGAUGGGUUGUUUCUCCCGCCUGCAUCCUUUCUAUGCCUCCACCAGCUUGCUUGUUUGUGCCGAAUCACAGGCUGAAGCCAAAAUCAAGAAUGACUUAUACAAAUGUAUGUAUUUAUAUAUAAGUAUAUUAAAAAUGAAACAUGGA